AGUUUAAAUAUUUAGUGGACACCGCUUAUUCAAAGAGCUGACCAACAAAGUUGUGGUUUUCUUUUCGCUCUUUCACCAAUUAAUUUGUAAUUAGUUAAUUGUACUUAAAAUCAAUUAAUUAUUUGACACGGUGUGGGUGAGAGCUCCCCCGAGACAAUAUUUUCAUGGCGAAAGAACCCAGCCGAAGUGAUCGAGAUCGCCUUGACCGUUCCAAUUCAGGAGGGCGGAGGGACAGCAGUAGUAGCCUACGUGAACGAGAAAGGGACGGAAGAGAUCGCCUAGCGAUCAAGGAGGAAAAACGGCUCAGAAAUGAAGGUGAACCGCAUGUAAAAUCCGGCGGAUCGUCGUCAUCAUCCCCCAACAAAUCCGACCUUUCUAGUUCGAAACAGACUUCCAGUUCUUCUUCAAGCAAAACCAAUCCAAUGCCACCCACAGAAUCGAAGAUGGAAGUGGAUAAAGAUCCACUUCCUGUAACGUUGGAUAAGAAAGAGUUGUAUGAAAGCGUCGUCGAGCAUGAAAAUAAUUUGGCCAAGUCUCUGGACGCAGCUAAAAGUUUGAGCGAAGGCCACGAUAUUUGUGCACAACUGGAAAAGAAUUUGCAGGAAAUUAUGUCAAUGCUGUCGGCGCCCACGACAGAUGAGGACGAUUUUGAAGAAAAAAUGGAAGAAGGACUCGUAAAAAUAUCCAGCCUCCGUUUAAUAAAUCGGAUGAUGAAAUUGAAACUAAAGUCGGUCAAGGACGAGCAGCUCAGUGUAAGAAAUGACGUCGAUUCUGAUCACCUUCUCCUUCAAAACCUUUUGUAUGAAGCGACACAUUUGCAAAACCAAGUCGCAGCCGUGCAGGAUUACAAGGGAAAGGAUGAAUCAAUUGACCUCAUUCCCGUCGAGCAAUUUUAUGAAGAGGCCCCAGAGAAGAUAACUAAAACCAAAGCUACCAAGUCGGAUCCCCACUUACUCCGAAUCGCAAGACUGGAGUACGAGUUUGUUCAAAGACAAAAACUUACUGAGGAUUGCAACUCCUUGGAAAAAGAAAAGGAAUCUGCGUCCAAACGCAUUGACGACACGCAAGGAAAAUUGGACAGCAUUGGUCCCUUGUUGAACAGUGUACUGGAGGCGACAAAACCUCUCCAGCAGAUUUUUGGAAUUGAAAUAUCGUCGAAAAAGGAACAAAACGAGAUCGCACAAUAUCUUCCUGCAGAAUUGUAUGUUUUGUUCAUUCAGUCGAAUGCGUUCAGGGAAGCAAACGCCGGAAAAACAGAUUUGGUAGUUAAUCUGCACGGAAAUCUGGAGGCAGCUAAAGAGUUAAUUGUUACCCCAGAAGAAGAUGAAGAGGAUUCUGAUUCGGAUAAAGAAUUAGAUCCCGAUGUGACUGAGACGUCAAGAAGACAAUUAAUGCGGAAAAAGAGCUCAAUUAACUUGUCACCGGAAGAUGCCAAGCAAAAAUUAAUAGAAAAGCAUCCGUUCUGGAUUGAGUGGGUCGUGAGCUCGAAGGGGUCAAACGCAGUACUGAUCCAAUUCUUUUACCUCAUUAAACUCAAAAUUGUUACUGUAAAGGCCAAAAUGGUGGAUGACGUCAAGAAAAUUCCGACUGGCGAAAUCGUGUCAUCGGAUAGUCUGUUGGAAGACUUAUUUCCAGGCGACAAGGGAUUAAACAGCCCAAAUCCUGCAAAUCAGUACCUAUUUCAAAAAGUUGAUACGAAGGAAAUUGCAGAUUUUGUGUCCGAGACGGGCAGACCGUUUCUCUGGGCGCAGAGACUCGCGGGUGUGGAAUUUCCUCCUUUAACUGAUCAUAACGAUGCAAAUUACGAAAAUUUAACUCGUCCCAAGAUGGAAACGAGUUAUCUUAAUAUCGAAAACGUCUUAAAAUCGAUCCAAUCGCGUCUUUCGAACCAAGCAACGUUACACAACCAGUUAAAACUUUUAGAAGCGAAAAAUUUGCAGAUUCCAACCGAUGCAAAGGAACUGUUCCCAGCCAAGCUGUCCACCACGUUUAAAUCUUGGGAAUCAAUCAAUUUUCCCACUUAUUGCAGCUACUCCUUUGCACAAGAACAUUUACGGACGGAUAUUGUGAGCGAAGAGAAUCUGUUUUUUAGAGCAUGUCUGGAGCGAGGUCGAGCUCUGGUCACUGCAUUGGUCACACUUACCCCCAAUUUCCCCGAAACGCCGCCCGUGUUUUGCAUUCAGCUUGAAAAGGAGGGGAAUGGAGAAAGAAAUUCCACAAAUGAUGCUGUAAUUCGGGAUUUAGAAUGUGAAGUCAAUAUUUACUGCCUCGAAGAUUUCCAACAAUGGCCCAAAAUUCUGGUCAGCCUUCAACUACUCCGACUGUUGCAAGGGAUUGACAUUAUUUUAGAGACAGAUUUUAUGGUCGAGGAAUCCGCCGGUCCUUCAGAAUUUACCAGGGAGAAAUUAUUCCUCCGGGCGUCGACUGGUCGGAAUCUUAGAAGGCCUUUCAAAUACUGUGGAACGGGUGGAGGCUAUUUUUUACACCGAUACUAAACACUACAAAUUCUGCGGGUUUUUAUUGUUUAAAAUAAUUGUUGCUUUAAGCGUUACAAUUCUUGACAAAGUUUAUACCUCACUUAUUUUUAAUGUUAUGAUACUGUUGUAAUAAUUGAUGCUUAAAUAUUUAAAUAAUAUAUGAAAAUCGUUGCUAAAUAUGUAUUGAUGCAAUUUUAUAAGAUCAAUAAUAACAUGGACAUAUAUUAUUUUUUAAA
Molecule: messenger RNA, 2713 nt
Organism: Folsomia candida
Lineage: Eukaryota; Metazoa; Arthropoda; Collembola; Entomobryomorpha; Isotomidae
Product: THO complex subunit 5 homolog
Exons: 15
Coding region: 165-2495 (776 amino acids)
Biological process (GO): positive regulation of DNA-templated transcription, elongation; mRNA export from nucleus
Cellular component (GO): THO complex part of transcription export complex
Molecular function (GO): mRNA binding
Source: RefSeq, a predicted model, not a curated record